Molecule: messenger RNA, 2146 nt
Organism: Aquila chrysaetos chrysaetos
Lineage: Eukaryota; Metazoa; Chordata; Aves; Accipitriformes; Accipitridae
Gene: DCTD
Product: dCMP deaminase
Exons: 8
Coding region: 426-905 (159 amino acids)
Biological process (GO): dUMP biosynthetic process; dTMP biosynthetic process
Cellular component (GO): cytoplasm
Molecular function (GO): zinc ion binding; dCMP deaminase activity
Source: RefSeq, a predicted model, not a curated record
CCCUGCCCGCGCACCCACCUGUCCCGGGGAUCGAUCCAGCUGGUCUGCUUGGUGUUGUGGUCGAUGUAGAAGACUUUGCCGUCGUAAUCCCUCGCCUCCUCCCAGCCAUCGGAAGCACAAGUGGAGAAUACAUGCACACACCGUUUGUGCCCUGAACUCCCCUGGCCUAAAAAGCAGGCAGCUAAGUCGCAUUAAGUUUAGAAACCAGGUGUGAAUUACUGUGCGUUUAUCUCGCAUUUGCCACAGGAGAAGAGUACUCCAGGCUGGUUACCAUGGUUCAGCUGAUAGAAGGUGGCUUUCAUAGGACAUAAUCUCAAGAGAAAUUCAGCAGGGAGCUAUCAGAAUGGCCUCAGAUUUUUUGCUGUUUCGGCAAUGAAGUAUCCUGCAAAAAAAGAGAGGAUUAUUUGGAAUGGCCUGAAUAUUUUAUGGCAGUAGCUUUUUUGUCAGCACAAAGAAGCAAGGAUCCAAGUUCUCAGGUUGGUGCCUGCAUUGUAAAUUCAGAAAACAAGAUUGUUGGAAUUGGAUACAAUGGGAUGCCUAAUGGCUGCAGCGAUGAUGUACUACCCUGGACAAGAACAGCAGCACAUAGACUGGACACGAAAUAUCCUUAUGUGUGCCACGCCGAAUUGAAUGCAAUCAUGAACAAAAACUCAGCUGAUGUGAAAGGCUGCAGCAUGUAUGUUGCCUUAUUUCCAUGUAAUGAAUGUGCAAAGCUCAUCAUCCAGGCAGGAAUAAAGGAAGUUAUUUUUAUGUCUGACAAGUAUCAUGACACUACGGAAAUGACAGCUGCACGGCGGAUGUUUGAUCUAGCAGGUAUUAUAUACAGGGAAUUCAAGCCAAAGUGUAACAAGAUCAUCAUCGACUUUGAUUCAAUUAACAGCAGACCAAGUCAAAAGCUUCUGUGAAUUAAGUCUCAUUAAGUCUCUAGAAGAGUGUGAUUAUCCUUUUCUAAAAAGCUGCUAAUGCCUUUCAUCUUGAAGUUACUUGCAACUUUUUAAUGGCUUCUGUAGCUAAAGUAGACUUCUAAGAAAUCCAAGGCAUAAAAUGUCCCACUCACUUCAUCUUGUCAUGUGGAAUCUAAAUCUACUUAAAAUUUUUUAAUGCCAAAACUGCUUAAAAAGUCUAGAGACAUGUAGAUGAGACAAUAUAAUGUAUGUAAAGAAAACUGUUCAGAUUCUUGCUGUAUUCAUCACCACAUGCUCUGAUAGGCUGUCAGCAUUGAUUUAGACUCAGUUUAACAGUAGUACUUAUUGUAACCAGUCGUACAUUGGAAUACGCUAAUAUAUGUUGAUCUCUCUACUGGAUAUGUGGAUCUAAGUAGUUGAUCCUAAUAAAGGACAAAAAAUGUUAUCCAUGCAAAUACUAAUCUUCCAACUAGCAUAACACUAAUAUUUAAAAGGUUAUACAGCUUUAAGAAUGUGUGAUAUUCUGCAUGUGUUAUCCAACAAAUGAAAUACUGAUUUUUCUUUAAUUGCUAUCUAACACUGUCAUACAUGGGGAGGGGUGAGAGAGGAAGUUGUUCUGAGAAUGGUCCAUGCUGGACCAAGCUUUACAGGUGCUUUCAAGUCCUUGUUUUCCCCAAGACUCCAGAAUUGGUGGGGGUUGAGGGACUAAAUCAUUUGGCUCUUUACCUUUGGGACUCUUACUUGGAGUUGGUUUUCAUGUGUAGAAGGAAAUUAUUUUAUUGGUGUAAGCUGUUUCUAGGCAAUCCAACAUAUCUCAGUCUUAAAAUCUACCUGUAAGGUAACUGAAUCAUUUUUUGUCCUUUGAGAGAAAUUGGAGAUAGUCAACCCAUAUCCAUAUCUGUGCCAAAAGAGGUAAUUAUGGUAUUAGCUUGUUUCCCAGUGCUGGCAUAGUACCUUCAUUUUCAUAAAUGUUGCCUAAAAUAAUACCCUUUUUAAUUUUAUCUUGAGAUCUGGGAAUAGAUUUGAGUUCCUUUUCUCUAAUUUGAUUUUUUAAAAUUAAAUAUACCUAAUGGCUUUGUUUAGAUAACAUUGGUAGUUGUUUUGUUUUUUGUUUUGGUUUUUUUUUAAUGUGGUUAUACUUCAGUGAGCUUUUAUUUUCUCUAUAAAAGCUUUGUUUCAUGUUUUGGGACAUUAUGUAAUUUGGCUUCAUACCAGUAUUAUUAAAGUCUUACUAAAAUCCA